GACGGGCGACAAGCCCAACCUUUGCCCUAUUCUUUUUCAUUAACAAACUAAUUAUACUUCACUUUCAUAACAUUUUCUUGUCAAACAAACGUGACCUAAUUGUUGAUGCACUUUAGUAAAGAUGACCGUCCAAAAAAUAGAGUUCCCAUGUUUAUGGCUGAUUUCCUUCCAGAGCUUUUCUUUUGGUGGGGUGAGCGUGACACUGGAGUCAUUUGUUAUUCUACUGUAACGCUUUUGUCCGUCUCAAGUCCAGUCCCCAACUCCCUUCCUGUCUUCUCUCUCUUCACCCAGUUUUCGGAGAUUCGAAUGGUGAAAUAUUUUCUUUUGGUUGAUCUCUGUAACAAAUAGGGCAGGAAAAGACGAAACGACCCAAACCCGGAACUGCUGCUAUACUUGCUUGCAUGAUCUCAAAAGUAAGAGCGGGUUUCUCUUUCUCAAAGAGACCUCACCUGCCCGAUCUGGGUUGCUUUUCCUUCACUUUCCGUUGAGGAGAGUUGCAGAAAGGUUGAACAAUCCUGUGAAGAUUUUAGAUCUCAAAUAAUUUAUGCUCAAGUUAAUGUUGGAAUAAAUCUUGUGUUUUCUCCAUUCCUAUUAUAUGGCUGAGGAGAGGAUCGAGAUCAUGGUGACCCCAGAAAGAACCAUGUCAGAAGAUAUUAAUAAUGCAAGGAAUUCAACAGGGAAAACCAGUACAUCAAGCAGUAGCAAAAAGAUCCUUCCUCUUUAUCUCAGAGCUUCUACUGGUUCGUGCCAUGAUUUCUGUAAAUAUGGAAGAAAACAUGCUUUUGAAGCCAAGGAAAAGCGUCACAUUCCAAGAAGAGUUGCAACCACCAUGGCCAAAGGUGAAUAUUCAGUAAAUACUGUAAUUGUAUCAGAAAUAAAGAAGAAAACUGCUAUCAAGCGCAGGCCUUCUCUGGAUUCGAAAACCAAGUUACCUAACUGUUCUGAAAUAAUCAAGCAAGAAGCUCCAUCAUCUAGCAAGAAAAAGGAGGCCUCCCCAAAACAAGUUUUGUCACAUGUCAAACAAAUAGAGGUCUCUCCCAGACAAGCUUCUGCACAUGCCAAGAAAAUAGUGGUCUCUCCAAAGCAAGCUGUCUCACCUGCCAAGAAAAUCGAGGCCUCUCCAAAACAAGCUGUUUCACCUGCCAAGAAAAUUGAGGUCUCUUGGAAACAAGCUUUGUCUCCUUCCAAGAAAAUAGAGGUCUGUCCAAAGCAAGCUCUGUCACCUGCCAAGAAAUUAGAAGCCUCUACAGAACCAAAUGUGUAUCCUCCUAAGAGAAGUAAUGCAUCAGCAAAUCAUGUUGGUUAUUUGGAAUCAAAGUCUGUAGUGAUAAAGCCAUCUCCCCCCUCAGGUCUUUCAGGCAGUAUGGGAGGUAAAAGAAAUGGUGAUCGCAAGGUAGUGAAGAAAAUGGGGAAUUCUAAAAUAGAUGAAAAGAAAAUGUCGAGGACACCAAUAGCUUCUGUGUCUCCUAAACCUUCUGUCAUAAAUACAAGGAAAUAUAACAAUGUAAAAGCAGUUUCUCCUCUGAAGAGUCAGAACAAGGUUAAUGAAGCUGAACCCGUGCUAUCCAGCCAAGUCAAAGAGAAGACAUUUUAUGUCAUUGAACGGCCUGAAAGCAAAAGUUUGGAACUGGCCCUUAAGAAAGCUGAACCCAUGCUAUCCAACCAAGUCAAAGAAAAGACAUUGUAUGUCAUUGAACACCCUGAAAGCAUAAGCUUGGAACCGGCCCAAAAUGGAAGUCAUACAAAUCAGUCAUGUCCAUCUUCAUCUUUGUCAUCAUUGUUGUCAUUAAACUCUUCAUCCUCGCAGUCCUCUCCUUUGUUGUCUACAUAUGUGGAGGAAGAGAAUGAGGAAUCGGAAUCGGAAUCUAUGCUUAGUGAAGCAGAUGACCCCAUUUCUGAAUAUGAUGAAACUGAUGAUGAGAACCAAGUUGAGACUUCGGAUGUGGAGGAUAAGAAGCCCGGAAGGGGAGCUGGUUGCCCUGAUAAUACCGAUUGCCUGCCUCAGAAGUUACAUUUCAGAAGAGGACAGGUAGUUGACCUUCAAUCUGAGAACAGUGGCCCAAGAAGACUCAGAUUCAGGCAAGGAAGAGUGCUAGGGGAGAAUGAUGGUAAGGGUGACAUUGCAAAGAGAAGCUACAGGAGAGGAGGAACUCGCAGUGACACAUAUGGUACUAAACCUGAAUCUGAAAAGGUAGUUCUGAGACACCAAGAUUUGCAGGGAAAGAAAGAUGCUCAAGGUUUGUUUAAUAAUGUUAUUGAAGUGACUGCAAGUAAACUCGUCGAGACCAGGAAGAGCAAGGUCAAGGCAUUGGUUGGUGCAUUUGAAACCGUAAUUUCCUUGCAAGAUGGCAAACCUUCUGCUGAUUGAGUCCCAAAAGAUGUUUCCAUUGAUUAUGUAAAGAACACUAGAAGAGAAAAAGGUGGAGUAAAUCUUACAAUCUUGUGUAAACUGCAAGGGAAUAAGAACAGAGAGCUCAAUUGAGGUGUCAUCUUCUUUCUUUUAUCACUUAGGAGCCGUUGGAGAUGAAAGUCUCAUGCACGGUCUUGAACGAGAGAAAGAAGUGAGGAAUCCUUAAAAAAUAUGGAGGGUUUCUUGUUUGUGUGAUGAUUUUGACAUGCUAAAUAUCUUUUUUUCCAGAUGAAAUGUGAUGAUUUUGUUUUAAUA
Messenger RNA from Macadamia integrifolia, 2665 nucleotides. RefSeq names its product neurofilament heavy polypeptide-like. Gene Ontology annotation, molecular function: calmodulin binding. NCBI's taxonomy places the organism in Eukaryota, Viridiplantae, Streptophyta, Magnoliopsida, Proteales, Proteaceae. The record is from RefSeq and is a predicted model, not a curated record. The coding region runs from base 596 to 2368 and encodes 590 amino acids. The transcript has 3 exons.